Aspergillus melleus is the source of this 1389-nucleotide messenger RNA. Its product is annotated as Signal recognition particle subunit SRP72. The record is from RefSeq and is a predicted model, not a curated record. Gene Ontology annotation, molecular function: ribosome binding; protein binding; 7S RNA binding. Gene Ontology annotation, biological process: SRP-dependent cotranslational protein targeting to membrane. Bases 1 to 1389 code for a protein of 462 amino acids. Lineage: Eukaryota; Fungi; Ascomycota; Eurotiomycetes; Eurotiales; Aspergillaceae. Gene Ontology annotation, cellular component: signal recognition particle, endoplasmic reticulum targeting. The transcript is spliced from 2 exons.
AUGGUCGCUAAUCAUCGAUCAGAGCUAUGCCGAACUUCAGAAGACCUCACGCCGGAGGACAGAGACGCGGAACUGCUGCCGAUCUCCGUGCAGCAGCUCUACGUACUGAUCCGUCAAGGGAAAUCGGAGGAAGCCGAGUCUGUCCUGCAGGAAAUCUCGGUCAAAGAUAUCCCCGAGCUUUCGACCAAGAAGAUCGCCGAAAACAACGUCACCCUCAUCCGGGACACGGCCGCCAACCCCUUCAUCCUCUACAAGGCGCUGCACGAGACUCCAGUCUCUACCGGCAACGACCGACUCUUCGACUUUCAGAACAACAUAAUCAGCAGCAACUUUAACGCCGCCGACCUCCUGGUUCACAAGUAUGACGGCAUCAUCCGAUCGACAUCUAAAGCGCGCGCCCAAGCACCCUACCCCUCUACCGAAUCCAGCAUCAACCUCCUGUCGGUCUUUAACGCUGCCGCCCUCGCCCGCGGCCAGACGGGCGCCAAGGCUCUGAAAGCCAUUCUGCCCGCGCUGGAGCGACGUCCCAAGGACAUUGGACUGGUGCUAACCGCCGCUCAGCUCUACGUCAGCACUGGCAACACCACCGCCGCCAUCGCCACCCUCGAGAAAUCGCUGCACCUCCUCGACGAGUCGAUCUCGGAUCAGGACAAGGAAGUGCGCUUCAACCCAGGCCUCCUCGGCGUCCUCGUCUCCCUCUACAAGCUCGAGGGCCGCAAGGUGCAGAUCCGCACCGAGCUCGGCAAAGCCGCCGCCUACUGGCGCAGCCAGGCCGACGCGCCCUCCUCCCUCCUACGCGCCGCCGCCUCCUCGCUCCUCUACUCCUCGGACCCCGCGGACCUCGUCACCGCCAGCGACCUCUUCCAAUACCUGUACCAGAAGGACUCGUCCGACCGCUACGCCUCCGCCGGCUACGUCGCGUCCCAUGCCACCCUGGAUUACAACAAGGUCGCGUCGCACGUCGACCGCCUCCCCGCCGUCCCCGACCUAGUCUCAGGCAUCGACGUCUCAGCCCUCGAAGCCGCCGGCGUGUCACCUUCCUCCGCGACAGCCGCCGCCGCCGCCGCGACCAUCGCCAGCGCCCGGAAGCGUUCGGCCGCCGACAAGCAGCACCAGGGCCGCGUCACGAAGCGUGUGCGCAAAUCCCGUCUCCCCAAGGACUACGACCCCAGCAAGACGGCCGACCCGGAGCGCUGGCUCCCUUUGCGCGACCGAUCCUCCUACCGUCCUCGUGGCCGGAAGGGCAAGCAGCGCGCCGCCGAGCGAACCCAGGGCGGCGCGGUCACCGAGAAGACGGAGGAAGCUAACGCGUCGGCUAGUCAGCAGCGUAACCAAGGCGGCGGCGGCGGCGGAGCGUCGAAGAAGAACAAGAAGAAGGGCAAGCGGUAG